Molecule: messenger RNA, 1228 nt
Organism: Lottia gigantea (owl limpet)
Lineage: Eukaryota; Metazoa; Mollusca; Gastropoda; Lottiidae
Exons: 4
Coding region: 1-459 (152 amino acids)
Source: RefSeq, a predicted model, not a curated record
AUGUCCCCCAAUUACCAUCUUAUUGGAAGAGGUGUUUCUUCCAGUAUAAUGAUCGAACUACAAAAUAUCCAUCUUGCAAAAUACAUAUCGGGGUUUUGCGGAUCCGAGGUCAGAAUGCCUACAAAAAUCGCCAUUAUAUCAGUGUGUUUAGUGAUAGCCGUGGUACUGGAUGACGUUGCUUGUCGAUAUCUCGAAUGUCCAGACGGAUGUUUUACUACCACGGACAGUCCCUGUGUGUGUCCUUUUAGCAGUCUGGACAAGCGAGGCGUACGAUUACCCUUUAGAUAUGGAAAAAGAAACAGUUUUUUAAGAUAUGGAAAACGAAAUAAUUUUUUUAGAUACGGUAAACGUGGCAGUAUUUUUAGAUAUGGAAAAAGGGACGAGGAUUCUUUAAGUGACAGUUCAGUCGAAAGUAAUAACCCCUACAAUAUCUUACAGUCGGAUUAUUCUACACAAUAAAUGAUGACGUCAUCUCUAUCGAGAGGGCAGCAUCAGCAGUGACCAAGCAUAAUAUCAUUUUAUUCAAUCAUACGAGGGAUGGGGUCGGACACAAGGUUCAUAAUGUCUCAAUACCGCUCAGUGAUUCUCUUGGACUUACCAACUUAUUAACUAUUUCUGUACACAGCUUACUGGCUACUUUUUUUUUUUCAUUUGGAGCCAUUCGUAUAGGCCAAGGAUAUUGAAUAAGCCCGUGUCGCCUACAGUCUAUUGAAGCUCCUUGGUCUAGGCUAUUAUUACUAAGGACAAAUUUCAAGAUGGGGUUUGAAUGGUGACGUCUUCGAUUAAACAUCGAGUUACCACCCCUUCCAUGAUAAAAGUCUCGCUAACUGUUUCGUAAAUCAUUCGUACUUAGCUGUCUGCAAACAGGGCAAAUCCAAUAUAAAGCAGACCAGCUUUGAGACGACGAUUUAUUUUCCUCUACGACCAAUGAAGGUGUGUGUGUGUGUGACUAUAAGAAUUCAAUGAUACUAUAAACAAGUGAAUAACUCGUAGUGAUUCGGAACUCUGCAACCUAUCACUGGUGCGAAACAUCAAAUCAUAAGACAUUACUUCAAAAUCCUUUAUAGUUCUGUCUUUGAGGCAUUAAAGAUACUUAGAGCAGGAAAAUAAUUUGAGAUGUUCCAAAAGAUUCAACCAUUGGUCAAGUGUUUGUCGUAUUUUGUAUGAAAACGUCUUCACGGUGUCUAGCUAUCGCGAACUCUGUCUUAUACCUUGACUGCAAUAAACA